Molecule: messenger RNA, 3249 nt
Organism: Strigops habroptila (Kakapo)
Lineage: Eukaryota; Metazoa; Chordata; Aves; Psittaciformes; Psittacidae
Product: supervillin-like
Exons: 1
Coding region: 2072-2854 (260 amino acids)
Source: RefSeq, a predicted model, not a curated record
UUCUUUCCUUUUACUCAGUCUUCUUUUAACACUUGCCUUUAAUUUUCCUUUAACAGCAGCAAGUUAAAAAGUUGUUUCUUGAGGAUAAACAGCUGUUGAAACUUUUCAGAAGCAUCUGCUUUUAUUGUAGCUUAAAACCAAUCGGUAUUUUGAUGAAGUACAAACACCCCUAGCUUCUUCCACAGCUACUAUCAUUCUGGCUUCCACUAAUUUUUAUCACUUAUUUUAUCCCACUUUCUACUCUUCAAACCAGCAGAUUUUUAUACCACACACCAAUCCCUCUUAGCAUACCCUAUAAUUAAUUCCUUGAAUUCCAAAGGAGAUGGUACAAGAGAAGUAAAAAAAAAAAAAUCUAUUGAAACGUAAAUCAAGAUCUCGACUGGAGCUACAAGCAGCUGCUUUCUCCCAGUUUGGUAACGCAUGCAGUUAACCCACUAUGAGGUGCGUUGCAGGAAGACUCUUUUCUAUGUUCCCAAUGAAAGUAAUUCUUAUAACCCAGUACUAACAUCAGUGUGAAUGUUCUGGAAAAUGCUUGAUACAUGUAGUUUAAAGAAUCACUUUUUCAGACUGAACACACUGUCUGUACUUAAGUAACUGUGAGGAGUUUCCCUGGAAAGUGCACCAAUCCUCAGAGAUAAGGAACACCAAAAUAUUAGAAAGGUUGGUGUUUCGGAUAACUUUGGAUAUCCAGAAUUAUUCUCUCAGAUAUUCAUUUGCCUUUUUUCCUAAAUCUUGGGGUUUAUUUAGUAAUGUAAACUCCAAAAAGUCUGUUGGUGGCAAGCCUGGAAUUGCACAUACUUAGAGCUGGAUUACUUACUUUCAAAUAAAGAGCUAGUCUCCUAUUGUACUUGAGUUUCUCUCCUUCUUCAGAAUUAAAAUCAUUUUUUCUACCCAUUGGGCAGGGAGGAAGUACAGGGCUUUCAUUUUUAAUACCGUGUAUGCAAUGUUUACAAAUGCUCGCCCUGUAAGCUGUCUGAAUACCCGGCGUGGCUGUAAAGCUGCUGGAGAGCUUACCUGCAGUUGUAGUCAUAGAGCAAAGGCUGCCUCGGGCUGCACGCGCUUGCCUUCCCUUAGUGCAGUCGCAUUAAGUGUCUGAAGGUACAAGACAACUCUGUUUUGCAUGGAUGUUAUGCAAGUCUAGAGGCGUUUCUAGAAAAAUACACUGAAGAAAGGUAACUUUGGGGGAACAUUCCUGUAAGUUUUGCAUGUUACAAUGUAAUGAUCUGUUUUGAAACAGAUAGAUUGCCUGUUUUGGUUUUAAUCCUUUUCUCCCCUGCAAGCCCUCUGAAGAGCAACAGCCAUGCCAUAGUUUCACUUUGGGCUUUGGGGCUUGCACUUUCAACGUUUUUUUUCUCACUUACUGAAACAGGUUACACUACACGUAAGAUUUUUAGAUCUUACAUGAUGCACAAAAGCGUAAGUAAAAAAGUCUCUGGCAAAACAUCUGAAGGGCUAGGUGGAGAUAACAACAUGUUUUUUCAUCCCCCAAUGCAACACCAUCUUGAUAUGAUGUAAGCUGCCUAGUGUUUAGACGUCUUCAAAAACCUGAUUACAUACCUGGUUGUCAGCAGAAUUUGCAAUUUCAGGCUGAACCCAACACUGAUAAUAUAUAUAAACAGCGGUUUUGAUCAUCUUGUUUGUUUGAGACUAUGGGUAUGUGCUGUUUGACAAACACAGUUGUGACCUCAUGGGAACAUGCUGUACAUUUUCAGAGCUUGCUCAGUUACCUUCUGAGGAGUCAUGCAUGUUCAAGGUCCUCUGAAUCACUUGAACGUUUUUGAGCAAUGUUAUUGCUAAGAUUUGGGGGGUGGAAGGGGUUGCAUCAUAACAUUGCUUUCUUCUAUGUGUUGAUUGCUUUUAUUUUAAUACGAUGUUGCUGCCUGCACCCACAGUAGGUGUCUUAUGAUCCUUCCCAGAUUGGGUAUUGCUGUUCACAGCUUUAAUCCUUUUUCUUUCUUAAAGAGUAAAAGUUAGAGAGAAACUGGUGAAAGAGGAAAGUGCUCGUGGAAGCCCUGAACAUGUCACAGACACAGUAUCUCAGAGAAAAUCCCAUCCAGUGCCAGCCCACUACAUGCCUCUUCAGACAGAAACGUCUGCCUUUGAUAGGGUUAUAAAUCAGCCCGUCAGUUCAGUCCGCCAACCAAUACAUGGCUAUAUUCAGCCUGCUGGCAUUGGUCACACAGCUCAGCUGAUGGCAACAGAAGAACCAGCAAACAUCUCUGUUGGCAGCCGCCUCCUACCAGACAGUGUUAGCCUCUUAACAAAAUCGUCAGCAGCCACUGCAUCAGAGAGUGAAAAGAAAGAGGCACUUGAUUAUGGAGCAAAGCCUGAUGAAGAAGAUUCCUUGGAGGGUGAACAAGCUUCCAAAGGCAGAAGACCGAUUUUGCCAUCUGAGAUUCGCAAGCAAGGGAAGAACCAUGAAGGCCUCUUUGGAGGAGGAGAAUUGGAUACCCCCAUGGGGAGUUCCUCUUUCACAAGCAAGCUGAAAGUUAACUCAGAAGUUCAGAGAGAGCUGGAGUGCAAUAAGAGGCAGGCUCCUGAGCAGCAGCUUAAGACCCCUGAGAAUAUAGAAAGGAGUGAAGCUGUUAUGUACAUUCAGAGUGGGUCUGUAUUGCAGCCUGACAAGGCAAAGGCUCCUGUUCGGAAAGUGUCAACAGCAAAGCAUAAAGUCCUGACUCGCUCAAUGUCUGACUACACUGUGCCUCCUAAGCUAGAAGCUUUUAAAAGUAAGGAAAGCGUGGAAGCAAAUGCACCAAACGGUGAGAUUGGCAUGGUUGACACAAAAGUCUCUGUUGCCCAGCUCCGUAAUGUCUUUCUGGAGUCUGCUAAUGCCAACAAGAAAACAGAAUUGUAGGUGACAUUUCAGACAUAUUUUCGUGUGAAACUUGCACGUCCUUGGCAAAAAUUACACACACUCAACAGCAGUCGUGUUCGGCACUUAAAGCACACAGCUUAGCUCUCACCAGUGUGUACUGGAGGCUGAGAUGGUUUGAAUCCUGCUUUUGUGCUUCUGCUUGCUAGUGCAAGUUGUAAUGUGGGGUAGCUGGAAUGUGUACGUCUGCGCAUGUUACCGGAGGAGCAUGCAGAGUGAUCUCUAGUGAAUUGUUGAGAUGCUUACAUCUAUGCUUUACCUCUCUCUCCUAUUUUCUUUUCUAUGCGCUUUCUAUCAUGUGGUUUAAAAGUGAAUCUCGGUCUGAGAUGUCAACGGCAGGUAGCACUUUGUCUGCCAAUGGUGACCGUGAAAGAGGG